AUGCUCCGCAAGCCCCUGGAGUCCACUCGCCGCGCCACGAGCCCGUGUGCUCGGCGGCCUCCUGGGUUUUUCAAUGCAGGACCCAGCCAGCAACUCCAAGUCAUAGCGGUGAUGCACCAGCGCCCGUUUAAACUUGUAUGGGCAGCAGGUUCACUUCAAAAUACACGCUCGGCCUUCCUCUGCACNAGGAACUUGCCUUAUGUACUAGAGCGGCUAUGCGACGUAGAUGAAGCGGUCAGGCGCGCCGCGUUCCUCUACAUAGCUGGCGUCAACGUCACGCAACUCAGAGUCCGCCAGAGAGUUCUGACCCUUAAGGUCGGACUUACCGAACGCAGUCAGCGCGUGCGACGAGUGGUCGAAGAGAUCCUCGUACCCGGUUGGCUGAGCACUUUCCAAGGCAACAUCAUAGACCUGCUGAAAGCCAUACGGCUGGACAACGCUCAUGAUGCUAAAGAUUCGCAGUACGUCGCUGGGAAGCUGCUGGAGACUUUGUUCAAACGUCUCCCAAUAUCCGAACUGCUGGAAUGGCUGCCAACCGACAAGACUCUUCGGCUGAUCCCAGCUGAGAAACUAAACAAGGAGACUGCCUGGUACUGGCGCCAUCUGGCGGAACACUUGCAGAAAAUUGAAGACGAUGAGACGCUGGAAACUGUGUUGCCAGACUUGGUGGUGCUCACUGGAUAUAUUAAGGCCAUAGUGGAAUCCCCCUGUCCUUCGGAGAGCUCGGACCCGAUAGGGUUCAGUACCCGCCAGCACGUGUUGCACGAGCUCGUGAGCAUGCUCCGAGUGUACGACGCGGCCGACCCCGCCGGCGGCAAGGAGCUGCAAGCGCUGGUCACUCAAGCGCUCACUGGUGACUACGGCCCGCUCAGCUCUGACGUUAUACGCGCGUUCGUAUCAGCCCUCGAAAUGGUGGUGCCAGACCUGGCGCUCCGAUUAGAAAUCAUCAACGGCAUGAUAUCGGCCCUGCGAGACCCGCCCGAACCAGAAACGAUUGCUGCGCCUCCGCCGCCUGUGGAUUGCGCUGAAGUUAAACUCCAGCGUGCCAGACUUCGCGUAUCCCUAAAUGUAGCUAUGGAAGCUCAAGAAGAAGCUGUCAGAGACCAAAACUACGCUCUCGCCGCCGAAUGUAAAGCUAAGGUGGAAGACAUCCAAAAGAAGUUGGAAGAUCUGAACGUUCAACCAACACCGCCACCUCCAGCCCCAAUACCAACAAUAAUGGAAAAAGUGUCUGACGCAGAAACCUUAAACAAAUGCCUAACGAUACUCAACAGUGCGUUAGACACUCCUCAACUCAAGACCGUGACUCCAAUGUUAAGAAUGAUAUUUAACGAAUUAGAGGUGGAAAUAUUCCAAAACCCAGAAGUGCUAGAAAAUGCUCUAGAAACCGUGGCGUUAUUUGGUAUGCUCGAUAAGGAGUUUGCGAAAGAAAACAAAGCUUUCUUCUUUGCUAAUCUAAUAGACACGUCAAACGAGCCAAUAGUGACGACAGUACUAAAGUGCAUAGUGGAUCUCCUUUGCGUGCACGGUGCGAAGGUUUUCGAAGACGACGCGUCUGAGUCGCAGCGCGCAGACGAGUCGAAAGCGAAGAGCAAGCGAAGCACGUACUCUCACUCUAUAGACGCGAUCGAUGAGGAUGGUAGUAUAUCCGAAUCGGUGAUAUCACUGACACCAACUCACAGUACCGUCAUCGAACUACUAUUGAAAAUAAUGGACAGCACGUGCGCAACGUAUCGGCUGAUAAUAGUGGAGGGUCUGUGCCGAUUGCUACAUCUGGGCCAUCUGGAGUCCCCUGCGAUACUCAGCCGGCUUAUGUUGCUUUGGUUCAAUCCUGCUACAGUGGAAGAAGACAUGCUGCGGCAAACAAUAGGCGUGUUCUUCCAAACUUUCCCUACCACAGUCGAUGGUGCACAGGAGCAAAUACAAAAAGCAACGCUUCCCACACUGCGUGCCCUAGCCAACGCUCCCUCGAGUUCGCCGCUUGCUGAAAUCGACCAAGAGGCAGUGGUUCGCUUCAUCGUGUCGCUCACUCGCGUCAACCACGAAGUCAUCGACAGCCAAGGUGUAAUGGCAAUGACACUAUGCAACUACAUAGUGCGGAGGCCUUCGUCGACUGAAGUGGGAUUGGCAUGCAGAAUGCUCGCUCUACUGUCGCCGCCUAGGGACGGACAACUCGCGAUUGAACUAGCGGCUAUGCUGCGAGACUUGUGUGCGAAACUGCCAGACAAGCAAUCUUGCCGAAACCUUACCCGCUACUUAGGCUCGCUAGAGGCUAUGGAGCGGGCAAGUCUCAACAAGAUGUCGAAUACAGGUAUUACUGAAGGAACAAUGCAAGGCGAAGACACCAUAGGUCCCAUAGGACGAGCAACGACUUCCUUACCGCAACCACUCGCGCGUAGCACCCACGUCGUCAUCAACGAAACCGUCGAAGAAGAAGUAGAGAUUGACGAGACCACGCCUCCAGAAACUGUGUCCAGGAUUGAAGAGCAACCACCAGUAGAGACAAGCAGUCCCAAAUCGAACCGGCCGUCCUCGGAAAUUGAGACAAGCGACAAAGUAGACGACGCUCCUUCAGAUUCCAGCAGCAGCGGAGUGUCGCCUUUGAAGAAGCCCAAAGUUACUAAAAGCAAGAAAAAGAAACUAUCAAUCAAUAAACAAGCUAGCACAGAUAGUACGAAGGGUACUAAAAAGGGCAAAGAGCCUAAAGGCAAAGCGAAGGUCCAACCGGACAAUGAAAAGGGCGGCGUCAAAAGAAGCCGAUCGCAACGGUCUUUGGUGGAUAUAGAUAGAGCACUGAAAGCAAAAGCCGACGCAGCGAAGGACAAAAAAGACAGUUCGCCAAACGAGUCUUUGCAAUCGCCGCCGCUCGACCUAGAUGUCUCAAACGUGACCAUACGGAAAUCCACGAGGGGCCUACAGUCUGCCUCGAGCACGGAGUCUAACGGAUCCACCAAGAGCCGAACGAAGAAGGAAGAACCGAAGCGAAAAGUUAAAGGUAAAGCGGCAGAAGCGAAAGCGCCACAACCAACGAGACCAGUGACCCGCGCGUCUACGGAAUCCGCUCGCAGCAGUAUGGACAGCUCCCAGAAUUCUGUGUUCGAGGAUUCUGCCAACGAGACCGAACUACACACUAUCGUCUACGAGAAGGAAAUC
This is a messenger RNA of Ostrinia furnacalis (Asian corn borer), 3153 nucleotides long. Its product is annotated as condensin complex subunit 3-like. The record is from RefSeq and is a predicted model, not a curated record. Gene Ontology annotation, cellular component: condensin complex; cytoplasm; condensed chromosome. Lineage: Eukaryota; Metazoa; Arthropoda; Insecta; Lepidoptera; Crambidae. Gene Ontology annotation, biological process: mitotic chromosome condensation.